CAAGGUCACGUGCUGGUUCCAUACCAUCGCAAAACAGUGACUCCAUAUUGGUACGACUAAAAUUGUAAGGCCGUAAGAUCCAUUGACAUCCUCUAAAAGAGAGGAACAAUGGACGCAAUAUACGGCAUAAACGUUAAAAACAAGUUUGACCUUUUUUGUGAUGAGGAUGUUGAUCCUCUAGACAUUCUUGCUCAGGCUGAAAAUGCGAAGAAAACUGACCAGGACAAGAAGAAAAAGGAUGACAAGGCUAAGAAAAAUAAAGCUGCCAAAAAACAGGUUCUCAAGCAAGAGAACAAGAACAAACUGAACGAAGAAAUAAAGCCGGAAAAAGAAGAGAAAGUCAGCACUGCACCACGAUUGAACGACAGACCUCGCACGGGCGGCAGACCGAACAGGGAACCAAGAGAACCCAGAGAAGAUAACCGCCCUCCGAGACGGCGAGAGGAAAAUGCCAACCAAAACACGGAAAGGAGUGAAAGGGUAUCUUCAGGCUUCCAGAGACCAGAACGAACCGAAGGUGGAGGAUUUGCUCAGCGAGAUGACGGACCAAGAGACGGAUUUGGACGUGGCAUGAGAGGCGGACGUGGCCGAGGGACUCGUGGUGGAAGAGGUCGCGGGGGAUUUGGAGGCAAACGGGAAUUUGAACGACACAGUGGAAGUGAUAGGACCAGUGGUGUUAAACCUACCGAAAAACGGGAAGGCAGUGGUUCGCAUAACUGGGGAACUGUGAAGGAUGACAUUGACCAGCCACCAAAGGUGGAUUAUUGGAGGGAUCCAAAGGAACAGAUGAAGGAUACUACACAGGAAGAGCCCCAGGAAUGGAACCCACAGGCUGAGGAUACCGAAAACAAGGACCCCAACGAGAGCACAGAAUCUGCCAAUCCAGAGGAAGGUGAGGCUGAGGAUGAUGAAGCAAAACAAAUGACCCUUGAGGAAUGGAAGAAGUUGAAUGAAACUAGACGUGUGAAAUCCGAAUUCAAACUGAGAAAGGCAAACGAGGGUGCGGAUAUGUCGCAGUGGAAGGGCGCCCAGGUGUACAAGAAGAAGCCUGGUGCAGAUAGCGAUGAGGAUGAGGAGGAGGAAACUGACGAGGAUGAUGAUGAUGAGGAUGAGCUCCGCAAUAAGAAGUUGCUGAAUGAGAUCAAGAUCACCUUCAAUGACUCGCCAAGAAGAGGUAGAGGCGCGCGCAGACCAAGAGGUCCACGCGGUGGUCGGAUUGGUGGUGGUCGUGGGGACCGACGGCCCAAUGCCGCACCCAAGUUCGAUGAUGAGAACGACUUUCCGUCGCUCAUCAAGUCUACUGCAUAGGACUUGAAAAGCCAGUGCUACAGGCUUAUUAAAACCUAUAAAAUUAGGCUGCGUUUUGGUAUCUCCAAGAACUCUGAAAUCAUGGUUUUUAAGUUCAUUUUGCUUACUAUCCAUUUUGUACAUUGAGUACAUGUUUUUCUCACGUUUUCCAUUUUGUACUAGUUUUAAGUUGGUUAACAUGUGUAUUCUGGUGUGAAGUGCUUUCAAAGACAACAGUGCUGUGUUGGCCGCAGAUCUCUUGUUGACAGUUGGACUCCUUUUCGCCUAGUAUUCCGCAGCGGACAGACAGUUCAGAUCCAAAAGCUAUCACAGAAGCCAUUGGUAAAACCCUUCGGACUUCACUCAUCUCGAAAACAUUAAUUCUAAUGAUUUGGUACUUUUUAGUAGUAUUUUCCAAGUUUGUACAACUUAUAUCAUAGUGCUGAAUAUUAAUGUGCUAAUUGUAUAUGUUCACUUGGCAAGCUGCCCCUAUUUAUAUACCUCAUGGUCAUAUGUGUGUACAAUGCAUGUCUGUGGUAUGGUCAUUGGUGGCAUUGACAGUAAGUUCAUUUUGUUUAUUUAACCAUCAUCAUAAACCAUGAUGUGAGAUAUUCAGCGCCAAUAAUUUUGUUAUUUAAUAAUACAGAUAAAAACACAAAAACAUUGA
Molecule: messenger RNA, 1954 nt
Organism: Mya arenaria
Lineage: Eukaryota; Metazoa; Mollusca; Bivalvia; Myida; Myidae
Product: plasminogen activator inhibitor 1 RNA-binding protein-like
Exons: 8
Coding region: 109-1308 (399 amino acids)
Cellular component (GO): nucleus; cytoplasm
Molecular function (GO): RNA binding
Source: RefSeq, a predicted model, not a curated record